UUCCUGACCACAUGUUGAAGUGGUUGUAAACGCCAGGCUCCAGUUUGACUCUUUGCUGUUCUUGGCUAACGGACUCAGAUAUUAAUUUGGAAGCACAUAUUCAGUGCUCAGACGGUGUCACGAUGACUGUUUUGCACUCCCACCUGUGUUUGACAACCUUGCUAUUAUGGAUCACUCAGAAGUCUGGUGCAUUUGUGCUCUCUAAUGUAACCGCACUGACAGUGAACCCAUCUGCGGAGACCGGCCCUGAUUUAAGGAAGUUCCCUUAUGUCAGCGGUACUCCCCGCAGUAGACGCAAGCGACAGAUCUCCCCAAGAGACCGAAACGAGAUUCUGGAUUACCACAACAGGGUUCGCUCGCAGGUUUUCCCACCUGCGGCCAAUAUGGAGUAUAUGCUCUGGGAUGACAGACUAGCAAAAUCUGCUGAAGCGUGGGCAGCUCAUUGUAAAUGGAAUCAUGGACCACCAAGCUUGUUGAGAUAUGUUGGUCAAAAUAUGUCUAUUCAGUCAGGCCGCUAUCGGUCUAUUUUAGAUCUUGUGAGAUCCUGGUAUGAAGAAAGACGCUAUUACUCCUUUCCUUAUCCUAGAGAAUGCAACCCAAGAUGCCCCAAUAAAUGCAGUGGAGCAGUUUGCUCCCAUUAUACACAGAUGGUCUGGGCUGCAUCAAACAGAAUUGGGUGUGCUGUCCACACCUGCAAUAACAUGAAAGUCUGGGGAUCUUCAUGGCCUCACACUACAUUCCUUGUGUGCAACUAUUCGAUAAAGGGAAACUGGAUUGCAGAAGCUCCAUACAAAUCUGGGAAACCAUGUUCAGCUUGCCCACCCAGCUACGGAGGCUCCUGUAGUAACAAUCUAUGUGUUCCAGGGGUCAAGUCAAAUAGGCUGCUCCCAUUCAAGUAACUUAUGUUCUGUAUAUUUUGUUGAAAGUGGGCAGAGGCUAACAUGAGUGUCUGGUUUCCUACUUGCAACUAAAAUUAGAAACCAAAUAGUUUGAUGAACAUAAUAAUCAGGAAUAACAUGGAAAAAAAGACUCUCAAUGCUGUCUCAACAAAGCAAGGUGUGACAUUUACUCAAAAAACUAAUACAACUAUUCAAAGAUAAUGUAUUUCAUUAUGAUUGAGAUCAUUACCCCUGACAAAUCAGGAAUGAUUUCCAGACCCUCGGAAAGACAGUAUUGAUUGUUUGAAACUUUAUUUUUAAAAAACAUAAAUCUGAAUGGUUUCCAUGUUCUGGUAUCCCUGGCAACUAUCAGCAGUGGCAAUGGCUACUGCAUUUCAGUCAGUUCCAAAAGCAAUAGGUUGUUUUUUACUCUCUCAAUGACAUGU
Molecule: messenger RNA, 1324 nt
Organism: Carcharodon carcharias (great white shark)
Lineage: Eukaryota; Metazoa; Chordata; Chondrichthyes; Lamniformes; Lamnidae
Gene: r3hdml
Product: R3H domain containing-like
Exons: 6
Coding region: 123-899 (258 amino acids)
Source: RefSeq, a predicted model, not a curated record